UGGAAUUUGGGUUUUUAUAUUUUCACUCUUUCUUGGUUAUAUAGAUUCCCAUCUGUUUCGGUUCUCAAUGCCGUACGUAUUAUAAUGUACACCCUUUUCUUCUUCUUCUUCUUCUUCUUGUUGUUCUACCCCAUGACAAACAAUGUUUUCUAAAACAUAUAUGUAUAAGUAGAGAUUUGAGCUCUCUUUCCUUCCGUAAUCUUGUUUCAGGUCUGUGAAUUUCGCUCAUUCUCUAAAGCUCAACUCUCUACGAAGGGUUUCAGCCAUGUUUUUUCAUUGUAACGAAGCAUAUUUAGAGCUCUACUAAGAAGAUGGAGAUCAUUUACCAGCCUUAUAUUGAUCCUGAAUACGAAACCCUCAUUGAAAGAAUCUAUCCUCCCAGUUGGUUUUGAUUUUGGAUUUGCAGGGUUUGUAUAGAUAACGAUACAUGCCAAGAUUGCACCAUUAUAAAGGUUGACAGUGCAAACAAGCAUGGGAUUUUGCUAGAGAUGGUCCAGGUCUUGACGGAUCUUGACCUUGUUAUUUCAAAAUCAUAUAUCUCAUCAGACGGUGGAUGGUUCAUGGACGUGUUCCAUGUGACUGACCAACGCGGCGACAAACUCACUGACGAAAGCCUCAUUCUUUAUAUUCAACAGGUACUUUGCGUGAGCAGGAGGGGUAGGAAUGGGAUAGCAAAGGAAGUGAAAGCAUCGUUAGGGAGAGAAAGGCCUGGUCAAACAGACACCGCCUUAGAGAUGACCGGAACGGACCGACCGGGCCUACUUUCCGAGAUUUGCGCUGUUCUCGUUGAGCUGCGUUGUAACAUUACGGCCAUCGUGGCCUGGACCCACAAUACCCGAGCGGCCUGCAUUGUUUACGUUGAAGAUGGGCUUGAAGGUGGUCCCAUUAUGGACCCUAUACGAUUGGGCCACGUUCAGGAGCAGCUGGAGAACGUGCUCGAGGCCCAUCAUGGGAAGGAAGAGAAGAGGAGCGUAAAGUUGACGGCACCGGCGGUGGGAAGGACUCACACGGAGCGCCGGCUUCACCAGCUGAUGUAUUCGGACGGUGAUUACGAACGCUGCCGUGGGUGUGAUGGAGGAGGAGGAGGAGGUGGUGGGGCCGCACAUAAGAAGGGAUGCGAUGGGACCCACGUGAUGAUAGAAAGUUGUGAGGAGAGGGGGUAUUCGGUUGUGAACGUGAGGAGUAGGGACAGGCCGAAGCUGCUGUUUGACACGGUGUGCGCUCUCACUGAUUUGCAGUACGUGGUGUUCCAUGCUGCGGUUGCUUCCAGGGGAAAGUUGGCUAAUCAGGAAUAUUUUAUACGGCACAAAGAUGGGUGCACAUUGGAUACGGAAAACGAAAGGCACAAGCUUAGUCUUUGCUUAAUUGCUGCAAUAGAACGAAGGAUCUCACAUGGAGUGAGGUUGGACCUCCACUCCAAAAACCGAAUAGGAUUGGUAUCGGAUAUCACUCGGGUGUUUCGUGAGAACGGAUUAUCCAUAUCGAGAAUUGAGGUCGCAACUCAAGGGGAUAAAGCAUAUGGAUCAUUCUAUGUUACAGAUGCAUCAGGGCUUAAUGCAAGUCCAACAACAGUGGAGUUGGUGACCAGAGAGAUAGGGGAAUCCAUAAUUGCGGUUCAUAAAUCACCAAGCAGGGUUCCUCAUGAUCAUGGUUCUUCCUCCAGGACAGCUCCGAAAACCAACAGCGCUAGGGUACAACAACAACAACAACAACAACGAGAAGAAGAUAGGCCAAGAUUCUCUAUAGGGAGCUUGCUUUGGUCUCAGCUUGGGCGAUUUUCUAGCAAUUUCGGACCCGUAAGAUCAUGAAUUUGGCCGGUUGACUCUUGGCUGCUCUGCUUUUAAUGUUGUAGCAUUGACUACCUAGUGUAAAUAAUUAAAAUUUGUACAUCAUGGCUCCAUUAGUCUUACUCUUUCAUUUUCUCCA
Molecule: messenger RNA, 1926 nt
Organism: Ziziphus jujuba (common jujube)
Lineage: Eukaryota; Viridiplantae; Streptophyta; Magnoliopsida; Rosales; Rhamnaceae
Product: ACT domain-containing protein ACR1
Exons: 8
Coding region: 489-1808 (439 amino acids)
Source: RefSeq, a predicted model, not a curated record